UUUUUUUCUCUCAAAAGUAGGCAGCAGCGCAGUUGACAAUUUAGCCACAUAAAAUUAUAUUCGGAAAUUCUUGUGUUCUUUAUUUGAAGCAAGAAAAAUAAUUAAAAGGAAACCAAAUAAUUAUAAUAUUGUUGAAGAAAGUGAAAUCAAUAUUUGUGCAUUUCAUUAGCUAACCCACACAAAAUGUUACAACAAGUAUUUAUACAGGGACGACUCACUGUGCAGCUUGGCAACCCCAACCCCAACCUGUGCCUGCAACGGACUUUACAGUAGCCUCUCUUUGUGCACGAUGCCGAGUGCCGCUACCGAGCCGAGACCGAACGAGCCCGAAUGCCACCACAGCUCCGCGCAUGUGUGCGUGUGUGAGCGAUCAUGCGGGAGCUGCGGCCCAGUCGCUGCGCUGGGAGAGCGUCGUAUAAAAGUAAGGUUGGGAACUUGUUUGCCACUCAUUUCAUAAACGUGCCGCCUGUUGAACGGAACGCUAAGAGCGACGCACGCGCAACCGCCCCCCAAAGAAAAUACGAUAUCGACGUGAAUAUGUGCGUCUAGUUCGGUUCAAGCCAAAAAUAAAAAUAAAAAAAAACUAAUAGAAAAUAGUGAAACGUGAUUCGAAUCACAACAUGGUCAUGGAGAUGUCCAAGACGUAUCAGUACCGCAAGGUGAUGAAACCGUUGUUGGAACGCAAACGACGUGCGCGAAUCAACAAGUGCCUGGACGAUCUCAAGGAUUUGAUGGUGGAGUGCCUGCAGCAAGAGGGCGAGCAUGUUACGCGCCUCGAGAAGGCCGACAUACUCGAGCUAACUGUGGAUCACAUGCGCAAGCUGAAGCAACGUGGCGGGCUCACGCUGCAGGCCGUCGGCAGUGCUGCGAGCGCUGGAAAUGUGGCCGCCUCCAGCACCAGCGCCGCCCACGUCGAGUCCUUUCGCUCGGGCUAUGUGCAUGCUGCCGAUCAGAUUACACAAGUGCUGUUGCAGACGCAGCAAACUGAUGAGAUUGGCCGCAAGAUUAUGAAGUUUCUAUCGACGCGCCUAAUUGAGCUGCAAACUCAACUGCUGCAACAGCAACAACAACAACAGCAGCAACAACAGCAAUCUGUCUCUCAUGCCACAGGACGCUUGGCCUUUCCGCUGCUGGGCGGGUACGGCGCCGCAGCCGCAGCCAGCUACAGCGCCUUUCUGGCGGGCAAGGACGAGCUGAUCGAUGUGACAUCCGUGGAUGGCACAGCGCUCUCCGAAACAGCGUCGAUUAGCUCGCAGGAGUCGGGCGCCUCGGAGCCCGUCUGGCGGCCCUGGUAAUCAACUGGCUGCCUGUCUGCCUGGCGACAUCAUCUAAUUUCUAGAUCUUAUCUUAAGUAUUCCAAAUGGCUAUUAACCGUUCGCUGCAGCCAUUAUCAGCAGCAGCAACAACCGCAGCAAAAUCUGUUGUCUUCCAAAGCAAAUUGUGGCAACGAAUCGCAUUGAUUUCGUUGCACUGUGCAUUGUUUUUAAAUACUUUUAAGUUUAUUUUAAUAAUAACUGUAAAUUUUUGCAUUUCAACUGUGAUAUAACUAAAGUACGUGGCCUUUCAACUCACCUGGAAUGCGCCAACCUCCUAAUAAUUUUUGCUAAAGUUUCCUAGCGUUUAAAGUGUGCGUUGUUUAUAAGUAAAGGCAUCUUAUAAAAAUAAAAAUAUACUAAGCUUUAAAUAAUUUAUAAAUGUUAAUUUAGGAUUUAAAUAUGAAUAAACAAACAGUUCUCAUGUCAA
Messenger RNA from Drosophila hydei, 1743 nucleotides. It is a transcript of the gene E(spl)m3-HLH, whose product is annotated as enhancer of split m3 protein. Bases 621 to 1295 code for a protein of 224 amino acids. Gene Ontology annotation, molecular function: RNA polymerase II cis-regulatory region sequence-specific DNA binding; DNA-binding transcription factor activity, RNA polymerase II-specific; protein dimerization activity. Gene Ontology annotation, biological process: regulation of transcription by RNA polymerase II; anterior/posterior pattern specification; regulation of neurogenesis. NCBI's taxonomy places the organism in Eukaryota, Metazoa, Arthropoda, Insecta, Diptera, Drosophilidae. Gene Ontology annotation, cellular component: nucleus. The record is from RefSeq and is a predicted model, not a curated record. The transcript has a single exon.